AUGGCCGCAUCAGCCAACAAAGUCGUCAAUAUUGACGACGAGAAUCAUCUUUUGGCCCACAUCACCCGAGAGAAUAAAGAUUAUUCUCCCCUCUUUAGGAAGAUCCCUACGGAGAUUCGUCUCAUGAUCUACGAAUUUGCCGUAGCCAUCGACGAGCCCGUCCGACCUAAGCAGAUAGCCCCUCGUUCGAACAAGUUUGCAUGGAAUACAUCCUCUCCGUGUCCCUCUAACUUGGAAUUCUCAAGUAUGAAGAUUCAACCUCUAGUAGUUGUUUCCCUUAGCCGCACCUGCCGCUCAAUCUACAAAGAGCUAGAAAAGUAUCCCGUUUUCUAUCGCGUUAACAGAUUUGAAUUCUGUUAUACCCAGGAUUUACACGCAUUCCUAGCUGCUAUUCUCCCCAAACGCCUGGCAAUGAUCCGUACCAUUCGCCUUCUACCUGGAUGCCAUUGGGCGGAAACAUGGGCCGCAGAUCAGGUGCAUUAUCAUCAGCAUGAAGCAAGGCGUCGCAAACAGGCUGCCACUAUUGGUCAUAUCCUAGCUCUUCUAAAUCGAUGUGAACAUCUUGAAGAGUUAUCUCUCACCAUCCAGCAGGACAAGUAUUUCAACGUGGCAGAACGGAUCUAUAAAUGGGAUGAACUUGCAAAUGGUUCUCAUAAAGCACCGGCUUUUAUCAACUUGAAGAUCUUCAAUGUCUUCAUGCGCUUUACUCUCGAUGGAGAAGAGUUCCAGUUGAAAGAGGCCCUUCGUCAUUCACUGCUUCGAGUUGAUGCUGAGGCAACUCGCAUCCUUUCUGCUAUCUCCCGUGGUCUGGCCGCACGUAACAGAGCUUUUGCACUACAAGCCAGACGUGACGAAGAAAAAGGCAAAAGCGACGAAAAGGAAGACAAACGUCCUCAGUGGCAAAAAGACAUGGGCACUGAAACUUUGAUCAAUGCAGCUAUUGAAGCUGCACCGGUGGACUUUGCGGGUGAAAACCGUAUCGCACAGGAUAUGCAUCUCAUGGCGGACAGAGUUUCAUCCCGUACUAGACGCAAGGGCCAGGUUGUGAACUCCAUAGGAGUUGUACAUCGCGAGGUGCCCAAGCAUAACGCAGACGGACUGUUGGCAUGGAAUUACAAGCAGGUAUUAGAUAUCCGCUGGGGCGAUUCUGGAGAUGUGGAACUUUGCAUGCUCUGGGGCUAUCCUUCUAGGGACCCCAUGACCUCUUGGGAAUCUUUUCACGCUUUACCAAAGGACCGUCAGGGUGAGGAGAGUAUCCUCAGUUUCUUCAAGGAUCGUAUGAAAAGGAGAAUCACAGAUCUGGAAGCCUACCUUCAAAUGAUGCAUUCCAUUCCUUCUCCUUCGGACAUCGCCAAUUUUGCUGGCGGAUUGAAUCAGUUUAUUGGCAAGGACACGAUUUUUGGCGACAAGACGCCAAAGACGGUCAAACAAACUAGGAUCCGCGUGUGGACUUACUAUUGCAAGCGGUGGGACCGGCGUCUAGCCAGACUCGGAAAAGAGCUUAAUAAAAAGAAAGAAGCUAUCGAGGCUGCAGAGGCUGCAGAGGCUGCAGAGGCUGCGGAAGCUGCGGAGGCUGCGGAAGCUGCGGCUAAGGAUUCGAAGAAGGGCAAUCAGAAAGCCACCAAAAAGUCGGCGAAGUGA
Daldinia decipiens is the source of this 1641-nucleotide messenger RNA. RefSeq lists its product as uncharacterized. NCBI's taxonomy places the organism in Eukaryota, Fungi, Ascomycota, Sordariomycetes, Xylariales, Hypoxylaceae. The record is from RefSeq and is a predicted model, not a curated record. Bases 1 to 1641 code for a protein of 546 amino acids. The transcript has 3 exons.